AACCAACCAUCAACGACAACCAUUCUUCUCUUAUUGCUAUCAUAAAGCACGCUAAAUGCGUGUUAGAGAGAGAUAGAGAGCUCAUUAUUAUAAUAAAACACCCUAAAUGCGUGUUAGAGAGAGAGACAAGAGAGAGAGAGAGAGAGGGAUUAAGGGAGUGGAAGAAUUGGGGUGCUCCAGAGAGAGAGAGAGAGAGAGGGUUGCUCGUUUCUUCUUGUGCUUUGAGGGGGAAAGAAGAUGAGUUUCAUAGAAGAUACAGAUGAUGGGAGGGAUCUUCGGAAGCCAUUUUUGCACACUGGGAGCUGGUACAGGAUGGGUUCGAGGCAGUCGAGUCUCAUGGAGAAGUAUGGCUCCUCUGCUCAGGUCAUCAGAGACAGCUCCAUCUCUGUUUUCCUCUGCACCAUGAUUGUCGCUUUGGGUCCGAUUCAAUUCGGCUUCACUAAUGGGUAUUCAUCGCCCACCCAAGAUGCCAUCAGAAGUGAUUUGGGACUCACUGUUUCAGAGUUCUCUGUGUUUGGAUCCCUUUCAAAUGUGGGGGCAAUGGUUGGGGCAAUUGCCAGCGGUCAGAUUGCUGAGUAUAUCGGGCGGAAAGGGUCACUGAUGAUCGCUUCGAUACCCAACAUUAUCGGAUGGCUGGCCAUUUCUUUUGCCAAAGAUUCAUCCUUCUUGUACAUGGGUAGGUUGCUUGAAGGCUUCGGAGUGGGGGUUAUUUCCUAUACAGUUCCAGUUUAUAUAGCAGAGAUAGCUCCACAAAAUUUGCGUGGCGGCCUUGGAUCAGUGAAUCAGCUUUCUGUCACAAUUGGAAUAAUGAUUGCAUACCUAUUGGGGCUCUUUGUUCAGUGGAGAAUUCUUGCUGUAAUUGGAAUUUUGCCAUGUACCAUAUUGAUACCUGGUCUUUUCUUCAUACCUGAGUCCCCGAGGUGGCUGGCAAAAAUGGGUAUGAUGGAGGAUUUUGAAGCUUCAUUGCAAGUUUUGCGGGGCUUUGAUACUGACAUAUCCCUUGAAGUGAAUGAAAUAAAGAGAGCCGUAGCGUCAAGCAGUAGAAGGGCUACGAUACGAUUUGCUGAGCUGAAAAGGAGAAAAUAUUAUAUGCCUCUGAUGAUAGGCAUUGGACUUCUUGUAUUGCAACAGUUGAGCGGAGUCAAUGGAAUACUAUUUUAUACAAGUAACAUUUUCAAGUCUGCUGGAAUCUCAUCAAGUGAUCUUGCAACUUUUGGAGUCGGGGUUAUUCAGGUUAUUGUGACUGGAGUCACCACUUGGUUGGUGGAUAAAGCAGGCCGUCGACUACUACUUAUUAUUUCUGGUUCCGGAAUGACAAUCAGCUUGGUCCUUGUCGCAGUUGCAUUUUAUUUGAAGGCUUUUGUAUCAGAAGAAUCUCGUUUUUAUAGCUGGAUGGGCAUAUUGUCAUUAGUUGGUCUUGUGGCAUUUGUCAUAGCCUUCUCUCUUGGUAUGGGGGCCAUUCCAUGGGUUAUAAUGUCUGAGAUACUUCCGGUGAAUAUCAAGGGACUUGCUGGUAGUAUUGCAACAUUAGCUAAUUGGCUGACAUCAUGGGUUAUUACAAUGACUGCUAAUCUGCUUCUAACCUGGAGCUCUGCAGGAACAUUUACGAUAUAUGCAUUUGUCAGUGCUUUCACUCUGUUAUUCAUUGUACUAUGGGUACCAGAAACUAAAGGGAGAACUUUGGAGGAGAUUCAGUCAUCUUUUAGAUGAGCCCCAUUUUGAUUGAUUCUUUGGCUUGGAAAUGUGUGGUAAUCAUCGUCUGCCGAGAGUUAGAUUGUGCAGCAUUUGGGGUGUAUGUCAAUCGCCAAAGGCUUGGCCAUUGCUCAAACCUCGCUUUCAGCAAACACUUUCUCCUGUAAAAUUCUUGAGAACAAGGAGAUAAGUCUCUGUGCCCCCUUGUAAGUGACAUUCAAAUCACCUCCUUUUCCAGCCGUGUUUCAAUUGUAUUUGGACCUUUGUUCAUAAGGUUUCCUUAAUGUGUAGAAGAAUGACCACUUUAUUGGUCCUAUUAUGCAAGUGCACAUUUAUCAAUA
Molecule: messenger RNA, 2033 nt
Organism: Amborella trichopoda
Lineage: Eukaryota; Viridiplantae; Streptophyta; Magnoliopsida; Amborellales; Amborellaceae
Product: sugar transporter ERD6-like 6
Biological process (GO): carbohydrate transport; transmembrane transport
Cellular component (GO): membrane
Molecular function (GO): sugar transmembrane transporter activity
Source: RefSeq, a predicted model, not a curated record